Messenger RNA from Cajanus cajan (pigeon pea), 582 nucleotides. The record is from RefSeq and is a predicted model, not a curated record. Lineage: Eukaryota; Viridiplantae; Streptophyta; Magnoliopsida; Fabales; Fabaceae.
CUACGAUCUACUUGAGUUAUUAGGAGAAGAUGAAGACUCUCCAUAUUGUCCAUGUCCUCCUACUUUCUCUCUUUAUUGCUUUGCUGUUUGCUUCUACUCCUACAGAAGCUAGACGUUUACCGACUCUGUCACUCGGUUUUGCACAACAAACACCUUGGCAUGAACAUGAAGCAACUCUGGAAGUGACUUUGAGGCCACCAAGACAUCCACGACGCUUACCACCACCGCCACCAUCUCCGGGCUAUUCUCCGGAACCUGGUCCAGGACAUAAUCUAGGAUCUCUUCCAAUACCAGCAGCUAAUUCUGAAUCACUCUUGCUCAAUAAAUUUCCUCUCAAUGCUUCUGCUGCUUCAGCAUGAUUAUUGUAACAUUUCUAUAGCUAUUGUGUGUGAAAGCUUUACUCUCCAUGUGCUUGCUCAAAAUAAAAGACUUGAGUUCCUAAACCCUAAACCUACUAGCUAGAGAUACUAAUAUGAUCUUUGCAUGCUUUAUAAGAAGGAUCAGCUUCCUGUAAAUUAUGUUGUGCUAGCUUCCUUGUAUUUGUGUUUUCAGAGUUAAUGAGUACUACUUAUUAAGUUGAUA